AAAUGUGACAAUUUUAUAAAAGAAUCGUAUCGAUAAAACGACGAGCGACGCCCUCUAAUCGCAUUUUUCUCAUUCGGCUAGCUUCAGGUUGUUGUCUCUUUUGCGGCAAGUUGGAGUGAACUCUCGUUCUCGUUUUUCCAUUCACCGAUCUGAUAAUUAAGUGAAAUCCUCAGAAUGACCGAUUCCAAAUUGUUACCCCCCGUUAUGUGGGCUCAAAGGUCCGCUGUUGUAUUCCUAACUAUUAAUUUAGAAGACGUUCAGGACCCCGUAGUCAAAUUUACGAAUCAUUCGGUAUACUUCCACGGGACAGGAGGGCUAGAGAAAAAGGAAUACGAAGUAACAAUCAACCUUUACAAAGAAAUAGACCCCGAAAAAACCAAGAACUUCAACAGAGAAAGAUGCAUUGAAAUCCUUCUCGCAAAAGCUAAGCCAGAUGAACCUUAUUGGCCAUUCCUUACCUCAGACAAAAAGAAGCACCAUUGGUUGAAGUGCGACUUCAACAAGUGGCACGAUGAGGAUGAAUCAGGGGAUGAAGGCCUUGGAGGAAUGGGCGGUGGCGGCGGUGAUUUUGAGGAAAUGAUGAGACAAAUGGGAGGACUAGGAGGUGGUGAAGGCAAUGUGAAGCCAAAUUUCGAUGAUUUGGAUGCUGAUGAAGGGGGAGACUCUGACGACGAACCGAUCCCAGAUUUAGAGUAGAGUACGUGACCCAUAAGUAACGUUAAUGUUUUAACCCCCAUUUUCUUACUACUUUUUGUAUGAUUUUCUCAUCUAAGUUAUUCAAUAAAUCGUAAUCCAUUACGUAGUGGAGGCGCUCGCUGUGCUGUUUCGGAAAUGUCUUCGUGGUUCAAAUAAGGAAAGGUACAAAGAUUAGUUUUUUACUUUGUGGCAGUCAUAAUAUGUACAUAAAUAAUGCAAUGUUAUAGACAGUACAUGGUGUAUUUAACAGAUUGUUUUGGUUUUCCAUUUAAUCAACUUCAAUGAUACUGAUAAUACUGAAAUUUUUCGGAACAUUGCAUUAGGUUUGGCAUGAGAACAAUUCAAUUCGAUAGAAAAGUUUCGCUGGUGAAAGAUCGGCGUUACAUUUAUAUGUCGUGAUCGAAUUUCAAUUCAAUAAAGUAAUUGAUAUAAUGUAAGUUCUGAACCAAAUUUGUAAUUAAAAUGUGAGGAAAA
Messenger RNA from Dendroctonus ponderosae (mountain pine beetle), 1170 nucleotides. Its product is annotated as co-chaperone protein daf-41. The transcript has 6 exons. Gene Ontology annotation, molecular function: Hsp90 protein binding; protein-folding chaperone binding. Gene Ontology annotation, biological process: protein folding; chaperone-mediated protein complex assembly. The record is from RefSeq and is a predicted model, not a curated record. Bases 175 to 696 code for a protein of 173 amino acids. Gene Ontology annotation, cellular component: cytosol; nucleus. NCBI's taxonomy places the organism in Eukaryota, Metazoa, Arthropoda, Insecta, Coleoptera, Curculionidae.